Closterium sp. NIES-65 is the source of this 1158-nucleotide messenger RNA. The record is from the annotation of a GenBank genome assembly. NCBI's taxonomy places the organism in Eukaryota, Viridiplantae, Streptophyta, Zygnematophyceae, Desmidiales, Closteriaceae.
AUGGCGUGCCACGUGUCCCUCGCCCUUCCUCAAAUCGGUCGACUUAGAACUUUCUCUAAACUCUCUUCCUCCCCACGUCUCCCUCUUCCUCCCCCCGUCCCCCUCGCCCUCCCCCCUUCUCCCUCUUCUCCACCAUCCACGUCUCCCCCAGACGUUUCUCUGUUCGCGCUACCACCUGCCUCGUCCUUCCUCCACUCUCCCGCUUCUGAUUCCUCCUCCCCUCUCCAAAGCGCCCCCACCCCUGGCGAUGAGGCCUAUAACGAGGAUGGCGAGGGUGAUAAUAACGAGGGCUUCCCCUCCCCAGCUGCUCUUGCUGCUGCCGCUGCUGCUGCUGGCAACGAAGCUGCUCUGUGUGUUGAGUUCAGCCGGGAACGAAGCAGGCGUGCUGAUAGAGCUGCCCGAAGGGCUAGCAGACAAACGAUGCCAUUCAGUGGGGAGGGAGUGGUUGGCAGAGGCAGGGGUAGUAGUGGGAGGGAGGGAAGGGGGAAGGAGAGUAGAAGAGGGGCUGAGGAGGAAGAGAGUAGUGUGGGUGAAAGGAGUGGGCGAUCUAGGAGGGAGAGAAGAAGCCAGAGGAGGGAAGAACAGGAGAGGGAAAGGGAGAGGAGGAAGCAGGAAGAGGAGGCAUCUGCAGGGCGGCAGGGGAGGCAGGGACGACAGGGGCGGCAGGGGCGAGGGGAGGGGAGUGAGGAGAGAAGGAAGGGGAGGGGUGAGGAGGAGAGGAGUGAGAGAUGGAAGGGAGGUCAGGGGACUGGUGUGAGGGAGGAGGGUAGACGAGGUGGUGGGAGGGGAGGAGGAGGGAAGAAGGAUUCAACGUUUGAUGAAGCAUCUGCGCUGGAAGCAGCUAUUAGGCUGGUGCAAAUGGGCGACCAUAAGAACGCCUUCCCCAUCUACGAUUGGGCGAGUCAAUCAUUCAGCCAACCCAACCCGCAUCCAUCCCUCCCUUACCCCUUGGCAGGAGAGUGGAACACAGGAGACAAUGGUGCUGCCCCCUCUCGCAAUCCUCACCUCCCCCCUCCAUCACGCCUUCCCUCUGCCAUCCCUGUCCCCUUCACCCCCCUCCCUCCCUCUCACACUGCAGUUGCAGGAGAGUGGAGCGCAAGAGACGGUGGUGCUGCUGGCGUGGCGUGGCAUGGCACACGCGUUUGCAGAGCACUAUGA